UAGUGCAGGAAGAGAAAACAAGCCUAAGGACAGUGAUAUUCAUGUGAUAUUCUAUAUCUAUCUUUAUUGGUUACCGGAUGUUAAACAAAGAAAUAAGACUGAAUGUUGCCAACGCCGCGUAGCGGUUUAGACAUUGAACUUGACUGAACUUGAAGUGACUUGAACUCGCGUGAUAUACAACAGUACUAUUCAAUACUAUUUGUGUUGAUUUCAGGGAUGUGAUAGCAGAUGUGAGGAUUCAAUUAUUUAGAAAUGGAUGAACUUGAGCAACAGUGCGAAGACGUGAUGUUCGAGGUGUGUGAUGCUCGAGAGAGAUAUCCACAGCAGUGUGCAAAGGAGCUUGAAAAAUGCAUCAGACUUACCAAUGAGAUACAUACAACAAAGGUUCUUGCCAAGUCGGCAAAAAUUCUGGACGUGCCAUCUUUCACAAGCGAACACUCAGAUGCUCUUCAAAAGAAUUUCUCAGAGACUACUGAGUUGUUGAAGACGCAGGAACGUAAACUGCAAGUGAUGAUAGACAAAAUUGAUAACUUAACGGCCACUCUGCAUCAGAUUAAGCGGGACAAGUUGUGUGAAGUAAAUAAAUUGCUGUGGUACUAGAUGCACUUCUUUCUCAAAAUGUAAUAUCUAUUUUCAAUAUAAUAUCAUCUCUCACAUUAUAAAUUACUGUAUAUAUUGUAUAUUAGUUAUAUAAACAUAUAUGAAUAAAAAAUUACUUUAAAUCACAA
Molecule: messenger RNA, 728 nt
Organism: Solenopsis invicta (red fire ant)
Lineage: Eukaryota; Metazoa; Arthropoda; Insecta; Hymenoptera; Formicidae
Exons: 4
Coding region: 253-600 (115 amino acids)
Source: RefSeq, a predicted model, not a curated record